GGUGUCGCUGACGCAGUUCCUUGUCCGCUUGGUUCCGAGAGAGGGGGCUGGCGCUUUGGUGAUUGGAGACCCCAUUAGGAGGAGACCAGGCAAAAAAUCUGUUCUGGGCAGAUCCUUGGGAGUGAAGCUGCUGUGCACAGAGUGAGGGUAUUUCCUGUUUAUCCUCACUCCACUGCAGUAACCAAGAACCAUGUGGCCAUUACUCAGAGAGACCUGAACAAGCCGGUGAUAUCGGCAGAGGACAGGAACACGGCCUCUCGGGAUGGUGAUAAGUGGGACUGAGGAGAUGUUGAUUCCAAAGCAACAUUCCUGAAAAAUCAGAAUCAUGCUUUCAAUAGAAUUCCGCAGAGCUGUUGCCAAAGAGGUAAACAUGUAGAAGUUUCCUUAAAAGGAAAAGAGAAGACUUUAGAAGCCAGUGGUAUGCUUCACAUAGAAGAAAAUGAGGAGAAAGACGAGAAACUUCAAACAUAAGAUGGUUAAAGACAAUAAAACCCUCACAGACCUGAGUGACCAAGAAUCUGAAAAAGAUGGUAGUCAGAACUGUGACGCCGCAACAAAUGAGAGAGUUCAGGCUGAAAAGAGACAGUAUGUAUGUGCCGAGUGUGGAAAAGCCUUUAGCCAGAGUGCAAACCUCACAGUACACGAGCGAAUCCACACAGGAGAGAAACCAUACAAAUGUAAGGAGUGUGGAAAAGCCUUCAGUCAUAGCUCCAACCUUGUUGUUCACCGGAGAAUCCACACUGGACUAAAGCCCUAUACUUGCAGUGAAUGCGGGAAAUGUUUCAGUGGUAAGUCGCACCUCAUUCGGCACCAGGGAAUCCACAGUGGGGAGAAAACUUAUGAAUGUAAGGAGUGUGGGAAAGCCUUUAGCCGGAGUUCAGGACUGAUUUCCCAUCACAGAGUUCACACUGGGGAGAAACCUUAUACUUGUAUCGAGUGUGGGAAAGCCUUUAGCCGGAGUUCAAACCUUACUCAGCAUCAGAGAAUGCACAAAGGAAAGAAAGUUUACAAAUGUAAGGAGUGUGGGAAAACAUGUGGUUCUAAUACAAAGAUUAUGGACCACCAGAGAAUUCACACUGGGGAGAAGCCUUAUGAAUGUGACGAGUGCGGCAAAGCUUUCAUCUUAAAGAAGACCCUCAGUGAACACCAGAGACUCCAUCGUAGAGAGAAACCUUACAAAUGUAAUGAGUGUGGGAAAGCUUUCACUUCCAAUCGAAACCUUAUUGAUCAUCAGAGGGUUCACACUGGAGAGAAACCUUACAAAUGUAACGAAUGUGGGAAAACCUUCAGGCAGACAUCUCAAGUUAUUCUACAUUUGAGAACCCACACUAAGGAGAAACCAUACAAAUGUAGUGAGUGUGGGAAAGCCUAUCGCUAUAGCUCACAACUUAUUCAACAUCAGAGAAAACAUAAUGAAGAGAGAGAAGCCUCAUAAAUACAGUCAUGCGUCACUAAAUGACCAGGAUAUGUUCUGAGGAAUAACAUUGUUGGAUAAUCUUGCCAUGUAAACAUUGAGUGUACUUAACCAAAAUGAAGCUACAGUGCCGCCAGGUGGUAUAAUCAUUUGAGACCACUGCCUUAUUUGCAGUUUAUCACUGUUUGAAAGUUCGUUGUGCAGUAUGUGAUUGUAACAAAUACUGUUGGUCAUAGGGCUAAUUACUACUUUCUGAAAAACAGGUUUUCAGUAUCCUCAUGAAUUUCUAGGAAUUCAUAUAGGGAAAAGUAUACUUAGAUUGAAAAAAGGGAUACUCAUGCCAGUAUCACACAUAACUAGAAAAAAGAAAACUAGGUUUUUUAAUGGUACUGGAUUUAAAUGAACAGCAGUCCAUCUGUGUAGUCUUUGGAUAGCCAUUAUAAGCAGUUUUAAAGAAUAUUUAAUGCCACAGAGAAAUGAUUUAGAUAAAAUGGAACAAAGAAGGGAAAACAAUGACAUAUAAUCCAAAUUUUUAAAAAUGUGUAUGUGUAGGAAACAAAGGGAAGGUAGUAAACCAAAACUAAAAAUGUUAACAGUGAUUAUCUCUGGGUAAUAGGAUUAUAGAUGGUUUCUAUUUUUGUGUGUAUACUUUUCUAUGCUUUCUAGAUUUUCUACAAUGAGAAUGCACUACUUUUAUAUUCAGGAAAAAAGUACAGUAUUUUUUCAGUGCAGUUAGUACAUACCCAUGUUCAUUCAACAGUGUUAGGAAAGGCAUAUGGUAUAUGGAAUCAAGUUCCAGGAUUGCAAACCAAUACAAGAGGGUACUUCAAAAAAUUCAUGGAAAAUUAAAAGAUGUUUAUUCUGGUACAAAACUAUUCCAUACAUAGUUUUUUCAUAAUAUGCACUUUCCAUAAACUUUUUGAACACUCUUUGCAUGGAUUUCAAAAUGUGUUUGCACCAACAUAUUUUUUAACUUCAUCUUCCUUGAACUUUUCAAAGUAUCCUCACUGGUCCUGGCACUUAGCAGUAGAGGAACCAUGAGCAGAUCACUUCCAAUUAGAGCCUGUUUCCUGUUCAGGGAAAUCACAAACACCAACCCUUUGUCUUAAGAUAAGCUGACUUUACAGUUGUCAGCAAAAUGUGUGAUCACUGUUAGGUUAAAGAACACUGCAUCCUAUGGUUAUGGGAGGAUCCAUGAAUGAUAGAGAACUACUUAGGCUCCAUUUUUUUCUGUAUGUGUCUAAACAACUAGAAGAAAAAUGGCUUUGUGAAAUUGAAAGAAUUGUAGGCUCAAACACUUUAAAGAGUUACCAUUAAUAUAAAACUAGUAGAAGACUGCUGUCAUAUGUUCUGUAGAGCUUAGUAGCUAAAUGUGCUUUAGGGUUGGUGAGAUCUGUGUUCUAGUUCCAGAUCUACCACGCACUAGCUUGUUGAUUUCAGAUAAAUCACUUUACUGCUGUGAACCUCAGACUUACCUAUAAAAGAGGAAUAGUCCAUACGGUUGUUGUGAAGAUGAAAUUAAAUAAUGCACAUAAUGUACAACAAGCCUGGUACUUGGUAAACAGUAAUAGCUUAGGUGUAGGACAUUGGCAUGGUAUUUCUAAACACUUCACUGAGAGUGACUGAGGAGGAGUUUUGCCAAAGGUAGUAUUUUCAGGUGUAAUGAACAGUACCAAAUGGUAGUAUAGACAUUAAGAACAUUGAUGAUUUACUUAAGGGGGAGAAUAGAUAAGUGUCGCUCCCCGUCUUCGUGGAGGAACGACACAGGACCCUGCGCUGUUCUUUCGUCUGCUCGGCCCUCCCCGGGUUUGCUGCUGGUUCUUCCCGGGUUGGCUACUGUCCCUUCCACCUCCGUGGAAGGGCGGUUCCCCCUGGCCACAUUCCCCACUUCCGCAGGGGAGCGGCACACCGCCGGCCGGCUCUCUCGGGGGCUGCACAGGCGUUCCCCUUAGAUGUUCCCCUUAGAUGUUCCUGGUGAAUGCCGUCUCUCUCCUCCUUUAUAGUCCUCCUCCGCCAAUCCCAACUCGGCUGCCCACACGCCGAGUACGCUGCUCUCCUCCAAUCAGGAGCAAGUCCUACAGUUUAUUGGUUGAACUGGAGGCAGCUGUGCGGAAGCUGUUUACUUCUCUCCCAGCGCCAUAUUGUGGGAGAGCAGAUGCAUAGAAUAAGUCUUAAUUCCAGUAACUCAGUCUAGUCCGGGUUGCUCCCCACAGAUAAGCAGUUUGAAAUUUUGUUUGGUGACUUAGCAGUGCAUCAGACAUCCACGUUAACACCACAAUUUUCAGCAUAUUGCCAUUCAUUUUUCAUAACCUUGUGGUUGCAAGGCAGUUUCCCCAACUGCAAGUUUUUCUUCACACAGCUUCUUCAAAGUCUGUAAAUAAGAAGUAGAGGCUCUCUUUGGUUCCUUUCAUCAUUGAGGGAAAAAAACUUUCCCAAAAGAAGGGAAGGGUGGUACUGAGUAGUCAACACUACAUUUUUUUCAGUGGCUUCCUCUGCCUUUCCUUAUGCCAGCCUCCAAGAAAGCCUUAGCCCAUCUUCAAAUAGCAUUUGAAACUUACAAGUUCUUAGCCCAGAAUCCAUCUGAGAACACUUAAAAGCUCCCCAUUCCCUAAGGCCAGUGCCAUUUAUCUUAUGCACAGAGUACUUCAUUGUUUCAGAAACUGUGGAGAAUAUGUUAUUUCAAUCUUCCCAUAAUUUGCACAAGAAAACAGUCUUGGUGAGGUUAGAUGACUGGCUAAUUAAGUCAGAAUUUGAGCUCAGAUCUGACUUUGCAGUUCAUAUUCCCUUCUUUAUACGAAAGUGCCUCUGCCCACGAUGGUGUCUGUGUGAUUGAAAAACCAGAUGAUUGUAUCUGGACAGUUAUUUGAGCAUGGUUUCAUAAGGAAGUUGCUGUCAAUCUUCUCUGAGAUUUAUGACCUAUAUUUGAACCUCAAUUUUUUCUGUGUCCCCAAGUCUUUUUAAAAGUGUAUUAUUUGAAAGGCAGAAUGAGACUGAAAGAGAGGUCUUGCAUUGGCUCACUUCUUAAAUGCCUGUGACAGCUGGGGCUGGGCCAACCCAAAGCCAGGAGCCUGGGUUUACACCUGGGUCUCCCACAAGGGUGGCAAGGACUCAGUACUUGAACCAUCAUCAGCUGCUUCCUGGCUAUAUUAGCAGGAGGCUGAACAGAGUCUGAGGUGGAACUGGAUCCCAUGCACUUGGAUAUGGGAUGUGAGUGUCUGAAGCAAUGCCCUCUCCUGUGGCUCAUAAUUUAGGUUGAAGGGUUAUAUAUUUCUUCCUUGUUACUGGAAAAAAAAAAAAGUGAUGGGUGUGAAAAUUAAGUGUUUAUGUGAAAAAAAAAAACAACUCCUGUUUGAUACGACAGUGCUUUGCACAUAAUUUUGUGAUGCAGUAUUCCCUGUUCGGCUGGAAGGCCUGGAACAGAUUUACUUCAUUCAGGAGAUGGGACUGUGACAUCGUCACUGACUGUUGAUGCUCCCUGAAUUGCUGAGCAGAUAUUUUCUGAGCAAAACAUGUUCCCAUCACUGUGUCAUGGGUCUGUAAUUCUUUGCUUUAAUGGGCUUUUUCAUCUUAAAAGACUUUAUGAUCUAUGAAAGUAUCUUCUAGGAAGGACAUAAUAUCUCGUAUCCAGACAUCUGAAUACAGAAUAGCCUCCGAUUUCUUGCCCCAGGCAAGCUGGGAUUACGGUCCCUUGAGGAAGCCCUCAUUUGUCUUCUAGGCUGAUGCCUGCAUACGUUGCAGGAGUAAACAGUGACGACAGGUCCUUGAAUUCUUUCAGGUCACUAUAAUUUGAACAGGUCACCCACCUUCCUGCUGGAGUCCACAGGAGUACCAGCUGUUAGUCAAAGUUGAAGCGUGCAGCCCUUUGCAUCCUUUCAGGCCCUUUUAUAACAACCUCUGGUGUUCUACACUUUCUUGUCCUGAUGGAAACCUGGCUGCUUCCUAAGGGCAGUGUUCGCUUGGCAGUCCCUCAGUUGCUAGUUUCUGUCUCCAUCAGAACCCUAGGCGUUUUGAAGUGAAAGAGACUACACUGUGUUACCCCAUCCCUGUGCUUGUCAUCUGCCAGCCACUAACAUUUAUUCACUUAUUUAUUUAUUUAUUUUUAGUACCCCAAAUUUUCCUAGCCACAAGUAUUCUGAUAUAAUAGAAGUGCUCCUGUGUGGAAUAAAAAUAUGUAUGCCCCUAUUUAGUUGAGAAGAAAGUGGGAAAUAAAAUUUCAUAUAGCUUGAUUCAAGGGAAGUACAUGAGGCAGAAAGAAUUCUUAGAGAGGGAAGUGUCUUCCUGAACCUAGAGAUAUUUUUGUAGGUAGUAUGUCCUGUUUUAGGUGUUACUUGGAAGAAAAUUAAAACCAAAAAGAGCUUUAAGUAGCUGAGUAAUUAUGUUGACUCUAAAUCCUGUACUAGAUUUCAUUGCAGUCCUGUGUCUUUGUUGACAGAUGUCCUUUUAAAAGUUAUUUCCCAUCAUUUAAAUGAGGGAUGCUCAUUUUUUAGAUUUUAGUCAAUAGACUGUCUUCAAUUAUCUCUUAUAAAACUACAGUCUUAAAAUUGUUUUUUUCAGGAAAUAGUGGUAUUCCUUCAAUAAACAUCCGCUAUUCUUAUACA
Molecule: messenger RNA, 6012 nt
Organism: Oryctolagus cuniculus (rabbit)
Lineage: Eukaryota; Metazoa; Chordata; Mammalia; Lagomorpha; Leporidae
Product: small ribosomal subunit protein eS27
Biological process (GO): translation
Cellular component (GO): ribosome
Molecular function (GO): structural constituent of ribosome
Source: RefSeq, a predicted model, not a curated record